Molecule: messenger RNA, 1698 nt
Organism: Portunus trituberculatus (swimming crab)
Lineage: Eukaryota; Metazoa; Arthropoda; Malacostraca; Decapoda; Portunidae
Gene: Mvd
Product: diphosphomevalonate decarboxylase-like
Exons: 9
Coding region: 44-1144 (366 amino acids)
Biological process (GO): isoprenoid biosynthetic process; isopentenyl diphosphate biosynthetic process, mevalonate pathway
Cellular component (GO): cytosol
Molecular function (GO): ATP binding; diphosphomevalonate decarboxylase activity
Source: RefSeq, a predicted model, not a curated record
GUGGUGAGCGGGACGCGUUGGUGUGACACAGUACGGGUUGAAGAUGAAGACCGUCACUUGCACCGCGCCUGUAAACAUUGCAGUCAUCAAGUACUGGGGUAAGCGAGACGAGAAACUCAUUUUGCCUCUGAAUGAUUCCAUCAGUUUCACUCUCAGCCAGGAUGAGAUGUGUGCCAAGACAACAGUCUCCAUCUCUCCUGCAUUUACAGAGGAUAAAUUUUGGCUGAAUGGCAAGAAGGAGUCGCUUGAAAAUCCAAGGGUACAAAACUGUUUGAAAGAAAUCAGGAGGCGAGCAUCAAAGAGAAAAUUUGAAGGAUCAGAUGAAAAUGUUUGGAGUUGGCAUGUCCACAUCUGCUCUGAGAACAACUUCCCCACAGCUGCUGGCCUUGCCUCCUCAGCAGCCGGUUAUGCCUGUCUUGUGUAUGCUCUGGGUCAAGUGUAUGGUGUAGAGGGGGAUUUGUCAUCUGUAGCCCGCCAGGGGUCAGGAAGUGCCUGCCGUAGCAUUCAUGGUGGACUGGUGCGGUGGUACAAGGGAGAUGCUGAUGAUGGCUCAGACUCCGUGGCUCGGCCCAUUGCACCACCAGACCAUUUUCCAAAUUUGCGGGUCAUCAUAUGUGUGGUAAAUGCAGGCCAGAAGAAGACAGGAAGCACUGUGGGCAUGAAGCAGACAGUGGCCACAUCCAGCUUAAUGCAACACCGCAUCAGUGUGUCCCUCACAGCACGAAUAGAAUCCAUGAUGAAGGCAAUUGAAGAAAAAGAUUGGCCAACUUUCUGUGACCUUACAAUAGCAGACAGCAAUGAAAUGCAUGCUGUGUGCCUAGACACCUUCCCUCCCUGUGUGUACAUGACUGAUACCUCACAUGCUGUGGCCAGCCUUCUUCAUAAAUAUAAUGAUUUAAAGACCACUGAAAGUAAUGUUAACCAUAAGGUUUGUUAUACUUUUGAUGCUGGCCCAAAUGCCUGCAUCUUUGCCCCAGAGGCUGUAGCUGAAGAGGUAUUGGCUCUGCUGCUGCAGGCUUUCCCUCCACCUCCAACGCAGGCUGCAGAGGAGUAUGUCAAGGGGAUUCCCACUCAUCCUGCCACUCUCUCAAAGGGUGUUGGCCAUGUCUGCCGUGAGAAUUUCCUGGGGAGGUUGGGGGGGUGAGUCAGGUCGCCACGCACGUGUCGCUUCACUCUUCCUCUGGUCACUACCAUGGAAGGACCCCCUGACACUUCCCCGUCAUACACUGUCUUGCGCAGCCAGACCAAGGAAUUCAUAUUCCGCCUUAAAAGAUAUUUCUUGCAAGAGAAAGCAAAUCGGGCAACACUCUUACCUUUAACUCAAGCAAGGAACCACUCAAUAUAUUACUGUGUUUCUACUCGCAUGUGCACUUAUUUGACAAACAUGUAAAUUAAUUGUCUCAUUUUCAUGUAUAUAACUAGAAUCUUUAUUGCAUUUAAUGUACUAUAUAGCUGCAUAGGUAUUUGGGUCUCUUCUGACUUCUUUUAAAGAAGUAGAGAACGAUCAUCACUCCGUUUUCUUUGAAGAAGGUGCUGGUAUAGCAGUGGCAACGUCGCACCCAAGAGGAGCCACACCUUGUGGGUAGCUACGGAUGAGUUCUAGUAUAGUAAUGGUAAUGAGAAACAUUAAUUAUCAGAGUUUGAUGAAUGUGAAGUAGAUUAAUACAUUUUAUAUGCUGAAUUGUUUUUAUUAUUUUG